Epithele typhae is the source of this 1158-nucleotide messenger RNA. RefSeq lists its product as uncharacterized. The record is from RefSeq and is a predicted model, not a curated record. The transcript has 6 exons. Bases 1 to 1158 code for a protein of 385 amino acids. Lineage: Eukaryota; Fungi; Basidiomycota; Agaricomycetes; Polyporales; Epitheliaceae.
AUGGUUUCUCGCCGCCGCCCCGCCAUCAUCCGCUUGCUUGGCCGCACCAGUGUCCCGCUCGAGCCCACCCUCUGCGAGGUGCUCUACAGCUUUCGCCAGAGUGCUCACUCCGAUGAUCCGAAGGUUGCCGUCAGGCUGCGGCGCAUCCAGGCCGCGGCCGGUGUCCGGACCGAAGAUGACGUAGACGCACUUCAGAUGCUCGCGUUAGACAUUCUUCGCGUUGGCUGGACGACGAUGACGAGCAAUGGGAACGCCGAGAGCUGGAAGGGUCCCUCGCUGAUCACCAGUUCCGAAGCUUACGUGCUCAACUCCGAGCUCCCAGAGGAGCCUCGUGGCCGCGGUUUCGGUCCUGUGAGCCCUGUUCGCUCAUUUGUUGAUGAUUUCUUCGUCUCCGAAAGUCCGGAACGAACUUCUGACAGACAAGGUGUUGCAUCUGAGCGCGUGGUCGCACCGUCGGAUUCUGCGCUGCCCGCCCCGGUGCCUGUUCGCCCUAUCGACCCCGUUUUGAAACUUUCGCUAUGCGAAGACCUGCCUCCCACUCCACCGCCCAGCCCUUCCCCUGUCACGCAGGCCACAGCCAACGUAGCGAUCGAUAUCAAGUCGCCAGCCACUCUCACCGUACCUGAUUCUUCUCUCGUCUCUCUUUCCCCUCGCCAGCGCGAAGAGUGCGACAUGGUCAAGGACUAUAUGGAACGACGCAUUAACGGCGCCUCGUGGGAGUCGACGACCAACCAGGGUCUCGACCCGAUCGAAGUUGACGACUGGGAGAUGCCGCUGCGCACUGAGUUCACCUCGUACCUCUGCGAACAAGCUAUCAACCAGAUCUGUGCGCAGCACCUCGAUAUGGCGCGUCCCUUCCGCGACAUGCCCACCGUCGUCGAGAACGACAAGUGUCCGACGACCGGCGGCGUCAAAGUCGUCGAGGAGGGCACCCUGCCCCACCGCUCUCCACCUCACAGCCUGACCGCGCAAGAUAGGCUCCAGAGACUGCGUCAAGUGCUCAACGAGAAGCGGAAGAGCGAUGAGGUACCGGUUUUGACCGUGCCUGAGCUGAAGGCUCUCGCGCUGGUUGAGAAGGCGAAGCGCACGGAGAAGGCAGUACAACACGUUUCGUCGACGGACGGUGUGGCCGAUGCGGAGAAGUGCGAGGCGCGAUAA